GAUGCCGGCGCCAUGUUGAGACAAUUGAUCUUUUAACUUUUAGUGUGUCGUAUACGUGUGUGCGUCUAUAUACUGAUGAAUUAACAAUAAAUAUGAUAAUUAAUCAUAAAUAAAUAUCUUGAAUAAUCCGUUUGGAUUAUUUAAUUAAAUUCCAAUUAAUAAUCCUUUUAAAUAACCUUGAAAUUGUUUUCUUGAUAAACAUUAAUUUUUUUGGCUGAAUAAUCAGCUUGUGUGGUGUGGUGUUGUGGCAUCGGAACAUCGGGGGGUUUUAGCUUCAAUCUUCUGACAAGAUGAUGUACACGGGUACUACUGCAUCACAGGAUACGCGAUUCAGUGACAAGGAGAAAAAGCUGCUCAAACAAAUGAAGUUCGGGGAUUCUUUAACACAGAAGGUCGACAUGACCAAGGUGAAGCUUGAUACAAUCAAGCCAUGGAUAACUACAAAAAUUACUCAAAUUCUGGGUAUGGAAGACGACGUAGUUGUCGAAUUUGUUUAUAAUCAACUUGAGGAGAAGUUUCCGGAUCCAAGAAAAAUGCAGAUUAAUUUGACGGGUUUUCUCAAUGCUAAAAAUGCACGUUCGUUUAUGGGGGAACUGUGGGACUUAUUAGUUUCAGCGCAAGAAAGUGCCAACGGUAUACCCGAGGCUUUCUUGCAGCAGAAGAAAGAUCAGUUGAAAAAACGAAUGGAAGAACAACAGCAACUACAAGCGUCUCUAGCUGAGAAAGAGAAGGAAAAAGAAAAGGAUGAUGAUAAAAUAAAGAAAGAAGAAAAAGAACGCGGUAGUUCGAAAGAACGUAAAAGAGAUCGCAGUCGUGAUCGCGAUAGAGAUAGGAGCAAGAGAAGUCGCUCAAGGGAUAAGCAUCGUGAUCGUGAUCGUUCAAGUCGCAAACAUAAGUCACAUUCAAAAUCGCCAAGUAAACCGGUAUCUAAAGAUAAUGGUAAAGAUGUUUCAGAUAUAAAAAAUGAAAAAGAAGAUUCUCCUCAACCAGAAAAUGCAAUUCCUGUUAUGCCCAUAAAAACUAAGCCAGAAGCAGCUGUUGCGAUAUCGCGAUUGCAAGCAAAAUUGAUGAGCAUAGCUGAUGGUAAAAAGAAAAAUCGUUCGGUAUCACCUGAGAGUGAAAAAAAAAAAUCACGCUCAAAAUCACCUUCUAUUAAUCGUCAAAAGAAAUCAAAAUCAAAAUCACCAGCACCCGUAGCUGUAACAGCAACAACGACAUCGACAGCUAUAACUACAACGACAUCAACGAAAACUAGCAGCCGUAGAUCUAGAUCACCAGUAUCAAGGUCACGUAGAUCGCGUUCUAAAUCACGAGCACGCAGAUCAAGAUCUAAAUCAAAGUCACGGCGUUCUAAAUCACGCUCUAAUGACCGCUCCAAGUCACGUAGAUCAAAAUCACGCUCGCGUAAUUCACGCAGUAAGUCAAGAUCACGAUCUAAGAAAUCUCGAUCCAAGAGUGUGGAUCGUAGUAAGAGUCGCAAGUCUCGAUCGGAUUCGAGUGACUCCGGGUCGUCUAAAUCACGAUCAAAAUCACCGAGCAAAAGGAAAGAUCACAAAAAACGAAAUGCUAGUUCUAGCAGCAGCUCUGACAGUGGUGACGAUAAACGUGGCAAGGAUAAAAAUGAUUUUGAAAUUCGCAAAAAGAAAGACGGAGUUCAGGCCAAGAGAUCGUAUCGUAAAACAAACAAAGAUGAUAGUGGUAGUGAUAGUGAUUCAAGUCGCGAAAGAAAAUCUGGCAUUAAGAGACGAAGUAUUUCACCGAGGAAAGAUCGAGACAGGUCGAGAGACCGUGACAGAUCACGAGAUCGAUCUCGCGAUCGUAAUCGCAGGCGUUCAAUGGACCGUGAUAGGGAUCGUCGAAGAGAUCAUGACAGAGAUCGUGACCGUAUUGACAGAUAUAGCGGUGGUCGUAACAUGAGGCCUCCAUCUUCACGUCGCGCUGGUGAUUGGCGAAGGAGUCCUCCACGCAGAAGUCCAUUAAGGUAUCGUCGCCGAAGCCCAAGUCUCAACCGACGAAGACGUUCACCAGAUCGUCGUCGCAGGUCAUCGGAGCGCCAUGAUCGUCGUAGAUCACUCGAUCGCCGGAACAGCGGACGUCGAUCACCAGACGUUCGUGAUCGCGCCAUCAGGUAUGAUAGGUCUUCUUCACGUGACAGAUCUAGCAGGUUAGAUCGCUCGAAGGAUCGUCGCGAUAAAGACAAAAGGUCGAGAUCCCGAGAUGCCCGCUCGUCGCUGGACCGUUCGAAGGAUAGCAAGAAGUCUCCUGAUCGUUCUAGAGAUGCCCCUAAGGAGAAACCGAAGGAGAAGAAAGCUGUCGAUGAAAAGCCUAAAGUUGUUAAUGACAAUUCACGGAAAGAAAUUCGUAAUGGACGUUCUAAGUCUAGCAGUUCUGACAGUAGUGACAGUAGUUCUUCUGAUGAUGAACAAGCUAGGAAAUCAGCAGAACAGAAGUUAUCUCAGGAAAAACGUGAACGUGAACAACGAGAACGUGAGCAACGUGAACGUGAACAACGGGAACGUGAGCAGCGUGAACGUGAACAAGCUGAAGAAUUGAAACGACGAGAAAAAGAACGACUUGCUAAAGAGGAAGCAGCUAAACGCCAAGAGAAGGAAAUUCUUAAAAAAUUCGAGCCUAUUCCUGCAGCCGUCCCUCCAACUAUUCAGACCAAAAAAACUGAAGUUAAUGUUUCACCGAAAAAACUUUCGGCCACAUCACUACCUCUAUCCCGACAUAGGUUUUCAAAAAGUUUAUCACGUACACCGUCACCUUUCAAGAAAACUGAAGACAUUAUUGCCGCUGCUGCGGCUGCCGCUAAAAUUAAAGUAGCUCCCAAAGACAAUAAAGAAGAUUCUUUGAAAUCAAUAACCAUGCCACCGACUGAAGUGUUUCAAUUAAAGAAAGACGAUCGGUCAUCAUUCAAAUCAAUCAAGCUCCCUUCAGAAGACAGUAAAAAACCAGCAGUAAAAGCCCCAGAAGUAAUUAAUGCUAAAAAACCCGUUGAAGUAAUUAAAAAAUCUCGUAAAGACAAAGUAGAUCAUUCUUCGGACUCGGACGAUAGUGAUGAAGAUGUAAGAGCUAAACAACGUAAAAAUGAUAAGUCGAGAAAGUCUAGAAAGAGUUCAGCUGAAGAAGAAAAAGUUGAAAAAGCUGACAGUAGUUCUGAAUCUGACGAUGAACGUACAAAACAUUCAGAUCAAUUGAAACGUAUUAAAGAAAUGACGACACGUGCUGAAUUAAUUGACGAGCGUAAUAAAGAACGUAAAAUGGAAAUGAGUAGAAAACGUGAUACAAGUGAGGCUGAUUUAAGAAGAAAAUCGCGGAAAGAUAUUGAGGAAGAAGUUAAGAAAUCUAAACGUCCUAGAAAAGACUCGUCUUCUGAUGACGAUGAACCCAAAUCUAAGAAAUACAGUCGUGAGGAUGAGAAAUCACGGUCAAGAAAGUCGAAAAAAGAUUCUACUAGUUCUGAUGAUGAGCCUAAGAAAUCACGUAAGCGACGUGACAGUUCCUCAGAUGCAGAGAAAUCACGUACUAGAAAAGCCCAAAAGGAUUCAGUCGCAAGUGAUGAUGAACGGCCAGUUAAAGUUAAAAAGCCAAGGAAAGAUUCUAGUUCUGAUGACGAAGAAAUUGAAAAGGAGUCUUCUAAGAAGAAGCGCAAAGGUGAUGACAGUUCUGAUGAUGAAAAGAUUAAAAAGAAACGCAAAAAGAGAGCUAAAACUAGCACCAGUGAAUCAGAGGAAAGUGAAGUAGAAGAAAAGAAACGAAAGAAAGAAAAGAAGCACAAAAAACAUAAGAAGCACAAGAAGCAUCGAAAACACAAGAAAAAGAAGGUUGCUGAUUCUGAUGAAUCAGAUGUGAGUGAAGGUAAUACAGAAGAGCUCGAAAAAAAGCUUCGAGAAAAAGCUCUUAAAUCAAUGAAAAAAGGACACAGUAUCGAACGAAGUGACUGAAUGUUUUAAAAAAAACAUUUUUUUUUUUUUUUUUUUAUGAUUAAUUACAAUAGAAUGAGCAUAUUUUAAAACUAUGUCACUUGACUGAUGUGUGUUAAGUAAGAAUAUUUUCAAUAUUUUAAUUUUAAUUAAUGAUUAUCAUCAGUUUGAUUCGGCUGAGAUCGAACUUAAUCACUCAGUGAAUGAAACUAAUAUCUACUUUAAUCAGUACAUAAUUUAGUGUGUAGUGUAUCUCAAAAAUAAUUAUAAUACUAAAAUUUAAUAAUUAAUGUAAUGGCAAGUAUUUAUAUGGAAUUUAAACGUGGUUAUUUUUUUUGAAUGCUUAAUAUUUGUAAAUUUAAAUGAUAGCGUUAUAAUGAACGCUUUUCAUCAAUUCAUUGACAUAAAUACACAAAUUUAAACAAAA
Cotesia glomerata is the source of this 4353-nucleotide messenger RNA. It is a transcript of the gene Srrm1, whose product is annotated as serine/arginine repetitive matrix protein 1. The record is from RefSeq and is a predicted model, not a curated record. Gene Ontology annotation, cellular component: spliceosomal complex. The transcript is spliced from 13 exons. Bases 291 to 3947 code for a protein of 1218 amino acids. Gene Ontology annotation, molecular function: RNA binding. Lineage: Eukaryota; Metazoa; Arthropoda; Insecta; Hymenoptera; Braconidae. Gene Ontology annotation, biological process: regulation of mRNA splicing, via spliceosome; mRNA processing.